CUUUGCUCAAUAUAUGUCUCAAGGUCGAUUCCGCGUCGCUCUGAUCCUUUAGAGCAGGAAGUCCGUCGGAUAAUUGUUCUUUGUGAGCUCGCAUUUUUGCAGACAACAAUGCGGGUGGCGCUCUUCGCAGGUCUCGUCGCGCUUGCCGCUGCCGCAAGCCAGCCGCAGCAGCCACCGCGGUACACUGGCGUCGUCUCCGAAGCUUUCGGCAGCUGUAUCUUCAAUCAGCAUGAAGGCUCACCUUUGCAAGUCGAUCUUGGCUACGACAUCUACAAAGGCAGACUUGAUAGAAAUAGGAACCACAACAUUUUCCAAGGGAUCCGCUUUGCGCAAGCUCCUGUCGGCAAGCUACGAUGGCAGGCGCCACAGCCUCCGUUGAUCAACCGGACUGCUGUCAUCGAUGCUUCCUUCUUCAGCAAACAGUGCCCGCAAAGUCCGGGAGCGUCACUCGACCUCGCUGUCACUGACAAUGGCGAAGGCUCCGAAGACUGCCUAUUCUUGAACGUGUGGACCCCAAGUAAUGCCACAAGUGGUCCACUGCCGGUGUUAGUUUGGUUCCAUGGUGGUGGCUACGGUCUUGGAAAUGGUCGUAACGACCCAGGUCCCUUGAUCAGUACAAGCGGGAAUCGCUUCGUCGUCGUCACGACACAAUAUCGUCUCGGCGCAUUUGGAUUUCUCGCGUCUGAUGAAGUCCACCGUCGCGGCGUGGUCAAUGCCGGUCUUCUCGAUCAAGAAGCUGCUUUGAGAUGGGUACAGAAGUACAUUCAUCACUUCAAUGGAGACCCGGACCAGGUGACAAUUUUUGGUGAGAGCGCAGGUGCGGGAAGCGUCAUGCUGCUGGAUGUAGCGUAUGGCGGCACGCUCGGGACAUCACUGUUCAGAGGCUCCAUCGCCGCGAGUCCAUAUCUACCAAUGCAGUACGGCUACAGGGACUGGAUCCCGUCACAGGCAUAUUAUGCUUUUGCCUCGGCGGCUGGCUGCUAUAACCAUGAACCGUACGGUCACAAGCAAUCAACCACCAUCUUUGACUGUCUCGUCAAAGCCAAAACGUCUACGCUCAUGAAUGCGAGCGCAGAUGUUUCUCAGGCGGGACUUUUCGGCACUUGGGCAUUCCUCCCGACUACUGAUGGAGCCUUUUUGCAAGACAUCCCAAGCCGUCUCCUCCUCCAGGGUAAGGUCAACGGACUCAACGCUCUCGUAGGAAACAACGCCAAUGAAGGCUGGGCAUUCACGCCAUCCAUCAUCUUCAACAAUUCCGACCUCGUUUCCUGGCUCCAUCGCACAUUCCCGCUCUUUUCCAACAACGACAUCGCUCGCGUGCUGAACCACUACCCGCCAGAAGACAACUCUACUGCGUUCGAAUCGCCUCCCUACAAUACUUCACAUGAUCGUGCCGCUCUCAUCUUCGGCGAAGCGACCUUCGUGUGCCCAAGCUACUGGCUCGCCGAAGCCUACGCGAAUAGCGAGCAGAUGCAGAGUUUCAAGUACCAAUUUUCACCCGUUCCAGCGCUGCACGGCAAUGAUGUCGCCGCCUAUUUCUCGACACCGGGGACGGCACCGAAUUCCGCAGACUUGCAGGAAGCAUUCCAAAGUCUAAUAGGGAACUUUGUCAUAAACUCGAAUCCGUCCAUAGCCAAUAAGGUCGCCAAUGGGGUUUCCGCUGGGAACAACGCCACUGCUAACCCGGCGAGUACAUGGCCGCCUUUUUCAUCUUGGGCGCCGUUGCAAAUUGAUCUCAAUACAACUUGUGAUGGGUUGGGCGUUACCCGUGUGCCGUUCGGCUACGGAGCCCCUUUCUUCUACUGCGAUGGACCUGGAGUGAAGAAUAAUAUCACAUUGACGAAUGCAUACACUACGGUUCGUGGACGCGGAGCGAGAUGCGAAUUCUGGAGGGCAAUGGGAGAUCGAGUGCCGGGAUGAGAAUUACAAAAGAAAUUUGCAGUAAACGGAAUCGAUGUUUGGAAAUGAGUCAAGGGCCAGAUGCCAUUAUAUAUAGUGUGUGUGUCGGCAGCGAUCAACAAAGCCAAAGUUCGACUUCAUCUUUCGGAACGGGCGACUUUUUCUUGUCUU
This is a messenger RNA of Dissoconium aciculare CBS 342.82, 2070 nucleotides long. Its product is annotated as carboxylesterase. The coding region runs from base 109 to 1920 and encodes 603 amino acids. The record is from RefSeq and is a predicted model, not a curated record. NCBI's taxonomy places the organism in Eukaryota, Fungi, Ascomycota, Dothideomycetes, Mycosphaerellales, Dissoconiaceae. The transcript is spliced from 4 exons.